Folsomia candida is the source of this 2897-nucleotide messenger RNA. RefSeq names its product zinc finger protein 493. Lineage: Eukaryota; Metazoa; Arthropoda; Collembola; Entomobryomorpha; Isotomidae. The transcript has 4 exons. The record is from RefSeq and is a predicted model, not a curated record. The coding region runs from base 354 to 2297 and encodes 647 amino acids. Gene Ontology annotation, biological process: regulation of transcription by RNA polymerase II. Gene Ontology annotation, molecular function: DNA-binding transcription factor activity; RNA polymerase II cis-regulatory region sequence-specific DNA binding.
GCCAAACAGAUGAAAAUAGAAAUAAACAUCCGGCAAGAAAUUUUCACAAUUCCAAUUAAUUCCGAAUUUAAUUAAAUACAUUCCAUAUUUACACAAUAUGAAACUUGAAUAAAAUUAAGUUCGCUAAAAUUAACAAUUCAAGUUAAAACCGUGCUAAAAUUCGAUAAUUCAUAAAUAAUUCAGAUUUUGUAACUUUAUUUCAAAUUUUAUAUUUAUUCAGAUCUCGCAUCAAGAAAUUACGCCAAUUUAAGAAAAACUGCAAGUCAAAAUCGAACCAAGAAACUAAUUUCAUUUCAAGUUGACAAAAAUUUAAAAUAGAAAUUUUCAAAUUUUCAUAACAAUCUGCCCUGAAAAUGGAAUCAGUUUACGUCUGCCUAAACUGUACUGAUCCCACGACCAGGGACGAAGACGUAUUCGCCACGAGUCAAAUAAACGACGAGGUCACAUUCGCCAAAAUAAUUGCGACCGUUUUCAUCCCCACAUUUCCACAUUGUGUUCCAGCCGAUAACCGAGAUGGGUGGUCCCUUUGUCCCACCUGCGCCUCAAUAUUGACCCAGCUAUACAAAAAUUUUCAAGAUUUCGUUAACCUGACGAAGGAGGAAGGACUUCUUUAUGGGGCGUAUUUUGAUAAGAAAACUCAGACUAAGGUGUUAAAAUCGUCCCCAAAUCCUCACCUGAUAUCUCCGCAUGACCCCGGCUCGGAGGAAAGAUUAACAAAUCCGGAAAUUUAUAUGGACACGUCCAUCGUAAAAUCUGAGCCGGUUGAAGACUCGUGGGAAACCUUUAUCCAUGAGGACGAGGACCCGUUGCAAUUUGACAGCGACGCCUUCGUCAAAAAUGUGGUCAUAAAUCCGGAAAAAGUGAAACGAAAGAGGGGGCGUCCCCCAAAAACGAAAGUUUCCCAACCCAAGCCAAAGCCCCCAAUAAUUCCGGGCAAGCGGACACCAGGCCGGCCGAGGAAGGUCAUUAAAGAUGAGAUCGAUAAGAACUACGAGAUAAAUGAAGAGUCCUGUCCUGCUUCGAGUAAUGAGGAUGGAAAUUCUAGUCAAAAUCGGAUCCGAGCGUGUCGGGUUGUUAAGAGAGUGAAAGUUUACGAUUCCUCAGAGGACGAAGAAGACCACCCCGACCAAAGCAGUCACACUUCCGAGUGGGAAAAUUCCUCACAAUCCCAAGAUUCGUCUUGGUCUGACGAUGAAGAAACUAACGAACUAGAAAAUUAUACAUCCAAAACCAACCCUUCUUCUCCAUCAUCUCGUCCAAACUCAAAACGGCACCCCGGUCGCCCCACCAAGUACGAAACCACCAUCAUCAACUCCACCAAACUGUUCAAAUGUCCGAUCCCCGGAUGUUUCAAAACGGCCAAAACCUCCUCCAACAUUUCCAUCCACGUGCGAUGCGUCCACCGCCGCGAAAAACCGUUCCGUUGUCCCACGUGUAGCAAAGGUUUUUUCGCCCAGUCCUCCUUCCGUCGCCAUGUCGCCGCCUACCACCCCGAAGACGUCGACACUUUCCCCCCAUCGAACAAACCCACACGCCGCCCCCGCACAAAACAUGUCCCUCUCGCGCCCCCCGUCCCCCGCAAGAAACGGGGACGUCGCCCAGAUUACGAGUCCCAACUAGUGGACGGCACUCUCCUCUACAAAUGUCCGAUACCCGGGUGUUCCAAAACGGCCAAACUCGCCUCCAAUAUCACCAUCCACGUCCGCUGUGUGCACGAGUUGGAGCGCCCCUUCAAAUGUGGCGAUUGUGGGAAGCGCUUCUUCGCGCGGACCUCGUUGCGCUUGCAUGCGACCAAAUUUCAUUCCUCUACGGACCAACCGGUCCGACCCGUCACGCCGACCCGGUACCCGUGCGAGCACCCGGGUUGUGGGAGAUCUUUCCCGUUUCCGAGCUACUUGGCGAUUCAUCGGUUUGACCACGCGCCCCCGGAAGAAUUCCCGUUUUCCUGCGACAUUUGUGGCGCCCGGUUUAAGCGCGCGUCCGGUCUGAAGGAUCACAUGCCGAGACAUUCGGAGCAGCGGGAAUGGAUGUGCGAAGUCUGCGGGGGUGCGUUCAAGUCGAGAAUGGCGUUGCAGAAACAUAGGAAAACGAAGCAUUCGGAGGCGGAAGUGCGCACGUGUGAAAUUUGUGGGAAGCGGUUGUCAAACCCGUUUAAUUUGAGGGUGCAUAUUAAAAGUGUGCAUGAGGGGGUGAAGCGGGAGAGGAAGAAGGAUAAGGAGGAGGGUGUGGGAGAUAAGUGGAGGGGUGAUGUAGGUGAGGAGGAUGAUAAAAGUGGGGAUUUGGACCGAGUUUUUUAACGAGAUCAGUAUUUUUGCUUGCAAUUAAAUAAGUAUGUAGUUCACGUAGGCUUUGUAUGAAACUUUGUAAGAAAAUUACGCAGAUGGAGAAAUAUGUCGCGUUUGGGAUAUAUAGAAACCGCAAACUUACUUAUGUAUAAGUAUAUGUGAGCAUGCACGUACACAUACUGAUAUCAAUGUAUAUGAUACAUAUGUAUGUAUGCAAGUCUUCAGAAUAUGUAUUAUGCAAGGAUUGUAAAUUAAUUUUACAAAGCUACAAACCUUGGCGUGAACACGCCCAACGAAAAAAAUAUUUAGUUUCCUACAUAUUCAGACUGGUUAUUGUUAUGUAAUUAAAUUAAGUAUGUAUGUCGUUUUUUACAUUAAAUACGUAGAUAUGUAUGUAAUUAUUUAUUUCUCAAGAUAUGUAUGCACGCUUUACGUAUGCAAAUUUACAAAAUUUCGCAAACUUUGUCCAUGUUAAUUACAUACUCAUCAGGCCAGUGCAAGGCGUCAGUCUGUGCCAUUCUUUGUUCUUCUGGACCACAUUGAAUUAUUAAUCAUCCAUGAUUCUCAGAAAUACCUGAAUAAAUAAAGAACUUCUGCUCAAUUAAUCCUCCA